Molecule: messenger RNA, 927 nt
Organism: Cydia amplana
Lineage: Eukaryota; Metazoa; Arthropoda; Insecta; Lepidoptera; Tortricidae
Exons: 1
Coding region: 1-927 (308 amino acids)
Biological process (GO): retrotransposition
Cellular component (GO): ribonucleoprotein complex
Molecular function (GO): single-stranded RNA binding
Source: RefSeq, a predicted model, not a curated record
AUGAACUCCAAACCUACAGAUACGGAGAGGCCACAAGCGCAGUUGGAUAAUUCAUCUACUCUGUCUAAAAAAGCUCCACUUCUUCCACCGGGGCCUUUAAACAAUAACAAGGAAAUCUCCGAGUUAACUGCGGAAAUCAGAGGCCUACGUUCUGAAGUGUCCACGAUUCAGUCCCAGAUUAAAGAGGUUCUAGACAAGCUUUCAUUUCAUACCGAACGCCUGGAAAAUAUUUCCAACAGAAUAUCAGACAAUGAAUCUAGAAUCAAAUCUCUUGAAGACAAACAAGUACAGACUGCUGAACUCCAAGAGACAGUGUCUAGGCUUCAGGACCAGUUGAACAAACAGGAACAAGUUGCAUUGAGAAAUGAAAUCGAGAUAGUUGGUUGCCCUGAAAGCCCUAAUGAAAAUCCCAUCCAUAUUGUAUUAACUACUGCAGCGAAAAUUGGUGUGACUCUCACCCACUGUGACGUAGAUGCUGCUUGGAGGGCGGGACCCCGUCUGCGCUCAGCCAGAUCAUCAGGCAUGGAAGGAGUUAACCACCGCAUCCACCCUCGACCAAUAGCCAUCCGCUUUAUCCGUCGUGCAACGCGUGACGAGUUCCUUAAAGCUGCGAAGACUCGGCGCAAUGUAACAACAGAAGAUCUCGUUUUGAAUGACAAAAAUCCCCAAAAGAUUUUUGUAAACGAGCGAUUGACCAGAGAAAAUCGACAGCUUUUUCGUGCCGCUAGACAACGGGCCACGGUUGCUAAAUUUAAAUACUGCUGGACAUCUUCAGGUUCUGUGUAUGUCAGGAAGCACGACGCUGCUGCUGCUAUUCACAUCCGCAAUCCUCUGGACUUGGAUCGUAUUGCCGGGGAUUCUAACAAAGAAUCUGAGAAUCCCUAUGCUGCUCCUGGUAUCAGUGCUGCGGACCCUAUUGAAUCGUGA